This is a messenger RNA of Drosophila subobscura, 2526 nucleotides long. RefSeq names its product xenotropic and polytropic retrovirus receptor 1. The coding region runs from base 102 to 2087 and encodes 661 amino acids. NCBI's taxonomy places the organism in Eukaryota, Metazoa, Arthropoda, Insecta, Diptera, Drosophilidae. Gene Ontology annotation, molecular function: inositol hexakisphosphate binding. The transcript has 5 exons. Gene Ontology annotation, biological process: phosphate ion transport; cellular response to phosphate starvation. The record is from RefSeq and is a predicted model, not a curated record. Gene Ontology annotation, cellular component: cytoplasm; Golgi apparatus; plasma membrane.
UCAAAAUUGGCAGCCCCUGACGACACUGAACUGUCUCAGCUAGCACCGGGCAUUGAGCUGGGACGCCAACAGCGCCGCUUGUGGGGCACGCGCCCCCCGAGAUGAAGUUUGGAAAAACCUUUGAGACGCAUCUGACCAUCGAGUGGCGGCAGCAGUACAUGCGCUAUUCGGAUCUGAAGACGAUGAUCAAGCAGGGCGUGGACGGCGCGCACACAUCGGACUCGUCGCAUGCCUACGCGGCGGAGGCCUACUACAAGGCCUUCGAGGAGGCCUUCUUCUCCGAGUGCCAGAACGAGCUGGAUCGCGUCAAUAACUUCUUCAUGGAGAAGCUGGCGGAGGCACGCCGGAAGCAUGCCACACUCAAGCUCCAGCUGCUGGCCUCUGCCCGGGUGCCGGGCCAUACGGCCAGUGGCAUGUCGCUGAUCUCGCAGCGAACGGAACAGGCACGCCCGGGUCCGGUCAACACCUUCGGCAGCCGUAAGCUGAUGUCCCAGCGGCAGCUGCGCACGGCCUACAGCGAGUUCUAUCUGAGCCUCGUGCUGAUCCAGAAUUUUCAGUCGCUCAACGAGACGGGCUUCCGCAAGAUAUGCAAGAAGUACGACAAGAAUCUGAGAUCCUCCUCGGGUGCGGCCUGGUUCGAGCGCCACGUGGCGCAGGCGCCCUUCACCGAUCAGCGAUCGCUGCAGCGCAUGGUCCUGGAGGUGGAGGAUCUGUACACGUUCUAUCUGGCAGGUGGGGAUCGAUCCCGAGCCAUGAACAAGUUGCGAGUGCCACCCCUGGGUCAGCCCACGCCUGCGCAGAUGGUCUUCCGGGCGGGCCUAGCCCUCGGCAUGUUUCUGAUGCUCUUCCUGGCGACUGCGAUCAGCUACUGGAGGCGACCGCCGUUGCAGGCCAACAUUUUGGCAUUUAUGAGCCUCUACCGCGGACCCUUCACCUGGGUCAUCUUCAACUUCUUUAUGGCCGCCAAUGUGACCGGCUGGCAGCGCUCGGGCGUCAACCAUGUGCUGAUCUUCGAGAUAGAUCCGCGCAGUCACCUGCAGCCGGCCACGUUCCUGGAGAUUGCCUGCACCUUCGGCAUCCUGUGGACACUCUCGAUGCUGGGCUUCCUCUACCACAGCCCGUUGAACGUGCAGGAUCCGUUUGUCUUUCCACUGGCGCUGAUCCUCAUCAUGCUGCUGCUGCUGGUCAUCCCCCUGCCGAUCAUGAACUGGCCAGCGCGCUGGUGGACAAUGCGGCUGCUGGGACGCGUGAUGACCGCGCCGCUGCACUACGUGGGCUUUGCGGACUUCUGGAUGGGCGAUCAGCUCAACUCGCUGGUCACCUGCCUGCUGGACCACUACUACAUUGUGCGCUUCUACGCCACCUCCUGGCUGCGGGCGGGCGAGGUGCCGCCAUACCUCACCACGGAUGUCCUGGUGCCGAUCAUGUGCUGCCUGCCCGCCUGGUUCCGCCUCGCGCAAUGCCUGCGACGUUUCCGCGACAGUGGGUCCAAGUCCAUCACGUAUCUGCUCAACUCCGGCAAGUACUCGACGACCUUCUUCGUGGUGCUCUUCUCCACGCUGCGAGUUCGCACGGAUGGUGGCUAUGCGCACACCUUCGCCAAUCCGUACACGUGGCUGCUGCUGGCCGCCUCCGUUGUGUCCACCGUGUACUGCUAUCUGUGGGACGUGAUCAAGGACUUUGGCCUGUUCCGCAUCCGCAGGGGGGAGCACAUCUUUCUGCGCGAGAAGCUCGUCUAUCCGCAGUCCUUCUACUACUUUGUCAUCGUCGAGAAUCUGCUGCUGCGCUGGUUCUGGGUGCUCGAGUUUGCCUUCCAGCAUCGCAAACUCAUGACGCCCUACAAUGCCAGAACUCUGGCCAGUCUCCUGGAGAUCACGCGCAGGCGCUUCAUCUGGAACUAUGUUCGCUUGGAGAACGAGCAUCUGUACAAUUGCGGCAAGUUUCGGGCCACGCGGGACAUCCAUUUGGCGGCGCUCAAUCCGCGACAGGAGCGCAUGCUCGAGGACAUGAUGGACGAGUCGGAUGGGGUCUCGAAUCGCAGGCACAGGCCGGACGAGCGCACUCGACUCGGCAAGGAGUACUUCUAGAGCGGCGAGAGUGCCCCUUACAUAUGUGGCAGCUGCCACACUGAUCUUGCCACGCGCUGUCACUGCUUCUUCCUCUCUCUCUCUCUCUCUCUCUCUCCUGCUGGAGUUCCAGCUGUGUCCGUUAAUGCUAAUGGCCCCUUCGCAUCUCCGUCAUCAUCUUUAAUUAAUUCGUUUGUGCAAAAAUAAGCAAGGAAAAAGAAAGCGAGAGGGGGAGAGGCAGAGCAGAGGCAGAGGCAGAGGCAGAGAGCGAGGGGAAUGUAAGAGGGAGUAAGCGGAUCGGUUCGUAUCGGAUCGGAACCGAGUUGGGCACGCGCCAAACCGGUCCACCAGCUGCACCCAAAAGCAGCCUCGAUCUGCUGCCGUCCUCUCCUCCACCGCCCGAGUAUCUCUCUCUCUAUCUCCUGGUCAAGUCGCAAUUGUCAUUGCAUGGAGAAGGGGC